Messenger RNA from Ziziphus jujuba (common jujube), 647 nucleotides. RefSeq names its product calcium-binding protein KIC. Gene Ontology annotation, molecular function: calcium ion binding. The coding region runs from base 152 to 535 and encodes 127 amino acids. NCBI's taxonomy places the organism in Eukaryota, Viridiplantae, Streptophyta, Magnoliopsida, Rosales, Rhamnaceae. The transcript has 2 exons. The record is from RefSeq and is a predicted model, not a curated record.
GAAAAAGAAAAAGGAAAAUAUCAUAUCCAGUGGUGGCAUAAAUCUGGAGAAUUAUAGACCUUUCACAUGUCUUGUCCCACGAGGAUCACACCGUUCGUUUAAGCAUUUCCCUAUUAACAUAGAUGGAUUGGAACUUUUAUAUGAUUUACGAAUGGAACAAAAUCAAACAGGUGGAGGGAAGAUUUCCACAUCCACCGAGUAUGAGGACUUGUUGCCUGUGAUGGCAGAGAAGCUGGAUGUAGACAACUUUAUGUCAGAAUUAUGCAAGGGGUUUCAGCUUCUUGCUGAGCCUGGAAGAGGGUUAAUAACAGCCGGAAGCCUGAGAAAGAAUUCAGCACUUCUGGGCAUGGAGGGGAUGAGCAAAGAGGAUGCAGAAGCCAUGGUUAGAGAGGGAGAUCUUGAUGGAGAUGGAGCACUAAACGAGACUGAAUUCUGCAUCUUGAUGGUAAGGCUAAGCCCCGGGAUGAUGGAAGAUGCUGAGGCAUGGCUUGAGAAGGCUAUUGAUCAAGAGCUAAAGAAAUCCUCCUCUGUUUGAUAUCGAUAUUAUUUGUCUUAUCAUGGUUGUUAGAAAUCAAACUAUCAUUCUGUUUCUCAACUUUGAUAAGGCAUAUUAUCUAUAUCUCUAUUUAUAAAUAUUUAUUUAUAUA